Molecule: messenger RNA, 1263 nt
Organism: Mucor velutinosus
Lineage: Eukaryota; Fungi; Mucoromycota; Mucoromycetes; Mucorales; Mucoraceae
Exons: 5
Coding region: 1-1263 (420 amino acids)
Biological process (GO): multivesicular body membrane disassembly; piecemeal microautophagy of the nucleus; neutral lipid catabolic process
Cellular component (GO): membrane
Molecular function (GO): glycerophospholipase activity
Source: RefSeq, a predicted model, not a curated record
AUGAUUAUACGGAAUAUUUUGCUCGCUACCUUAUUCAUCGCCAACUCGCUAUGCAAACCACAAGCUUACCUGGGGAGAUCUCUUCCACUGAAUGACAUGUCACUCAAAUCCAUCUAUCACCAUUUCCCAAACUACGGACCUACACCCAACCGCUUUCAGAUGAUGCAAGUGGACACACUUACCCAGCCAUAUUAUGUGCAAUCCGAGAUAGGCACUGCAUACAGACCUACUCCUGCCUACAUGGAGCAGCUGCUGGCCAUGCGAGAUACCAGUCGACUCUUUAGAGUAAAUCAAGCAUCAGCUGAACUCAUCCCAUCGCCCUAUUUGUUACCAGAUGUUACUGAUCAGGCAUCAGUGCUGUCAUUAGCAGAGAUGAGCUUCAAUGCCUACACAGAGCUCGGCAAGGAUGGGCAAUGGUAUGAUUUGGGGUCGAAAUGGCGAAUCAAUUCGACAUUUGGUUGGGAAUCAGAUGGUAUGCGAGGUCAUGUAUUCGGGAAUACAGAUAAUUCACACCUGAUUAUCAGUUUUAAAGGUACCAGUGCUGGAUUAUUCAACGGCGAACCUACUGGAGAGAAAGAUAAGCUGAAUGAUAAUCUGCUGUUUUCUUGCUGCUGUGGCAAAGUGAACCGAGGAUGGACCGCUGUCUGCGACUGCAAUGAUAGCAAAAAUCAGUACCAAUGCGAUCAGCAAUGUUUGGACAAGACUAUUACUAAAGCAGAGCUUUAUUUUGAUUAUGCAGCACACAUGUACAUGGAUGUAGCAGACAAGUAUCCAGGAGCAACCAUAUGGCUUACUGGCCAUUCUUUGGGAGGCGCUAUUGCAGCACUAUUAGGUCAAACAUUUGGUGUUCCAGCCGUCAGUUUCGAAAGUCCAGGAGAUCGGUUGGCUUCAGAAAGACUGCAUUUGCCUCGUGCACCUGGUGCAAAGAAUAUGCCCAUUUGGCAUUUUGGACACACUGCAGAUCCCAUCUUUAUUGGUGUUUGUACUGGGCCUACCAGCGGUUGCUUUUAUGGUGGAUUUGCCAUGGAAGCCAGAUGUCAUACAGGCAAGGUGUGUGUCUGGGACACUGUCAAGGACAAUGGCUGGCGAGUGAAUGUGGCUACACAUCGCAUUGCUACUGUGAUUGAAGACAUUUUAAAGAAACCAGACAAGUUUCCUUUGCCAAAGUGUAGGGUGGAGGAAAAUUGUCAAGAUUGUGGACUAUGGAAGUUCACAGAUGGUCGAGAUGGAUUGACAGCAGCUGGUUCAGCUGGUUGUAUGUAA